GUGCCCGGGCAAGGGGAGCGCAGCGCGGUGCCCUGCAGCCCUGCAGCCCUGCUCCUGCUGACUGGUGGGAAAUGCGUGGUGGGCUUUUGGCGCGGAGGAGCAGCCAGCAGAGCCGGAAUGUUCGGUGGAGUGUCACCCUGGAGCCUGGCAGUGAGCCGGGACGGCCCGUCCGCCUUCCUGAAGUGUUCCCAGGGCGCGGAGCGACGGAGAGCCGGGCUGCGGCUGUAAGAGGAGAGUACAAAAGGGUGCCAUGCCUAGAUCUAGGGAGGUUGGGAGUUUCUGAUGAAGAGGGUGGGGACUCUUACAUACCAUACACUGGAAGUUCUUCUCAUAGGUGCCAACUCGAUUCAUCUUCAGAGUGGAGAACAUCAUUACAAACUCCAUAUGCACAGCAUCAACAUGUCAGUCUGCCACUACAAAAACAUUCUGUUUUAGAGCAGAAGACAAGACCAGAAAAUCUGCCAUCCCCCACAGACAAAUCCAAACUGAAGCAUGGUCAGUAUGAAGCAGGUACAAAGGAAGAAUAUAAGCAGCAUCCUCAAAGAAUUGCAGAGAAGAAAAAAGACCACCUUCAGUGUCAAGACACUUUAAUAAAGGGUACACAGCUUGAAGAUGGACAUGAUGAUUUUGUAAGUCUUGAUAAGAAAGCUCUCCUGCAACAAUGCUAUACAAAAAAGCCUUAUAAUAUGCAGCUCAACAUAAGGAAAUCAGAAGCUGAGGAUGUUGCUGCAGAGAAGAGAAAACAGGCUGUUGUAGAACAAGUUAUGGUAGAUCAAUUAUGUAGAGGUGUUAUAAGUGAUCCAGAGCAGUCCACACGUUCUGAUGCUUGCAAGGAAGCUCAAGGACUUCUGGGAGCUGGGAGAGCACCAAUGCAUUUUAGGAAAAGGACACUCCAUGAAACCAUAAUAAGGACCAAAUCAGGACUAACUGAGAACAUGCUCUCCAACAAGCUACGCUUUGAUAGUAAGAUUAUAUCGAGAAAUAGUCACGAUGCUUGUAGGGAGUUGAUUGGAUUUUUUUUUGCAUGUGAUAAAUCCCUUACUGUGUAUGAAUUUCGACAGUUUGGAAAAAACAGGACAAAUGCCUUGCCUUUCAUUCAGAAGGGAGUUUAUCAACAUCAACGUGGACAAAGAAAGGGAAAAGCUUAUGAUCUUAGUGACUUUUACAUUGGAGCCAAUCUGACUUUCUGAAGUGUUGAUCAUAACCUCCCAGAAAGUGUUAAGCAGAGCCCUGUCUUCACCCUUCGUGUCAUAAGUAUUGAUGGUGCAGCUAUGGAUUAUCUAAAAGCUUCUUCUGUGGAACUCAAGGAAGAGUGUUCCAGGCAAGUGGUUCAUGACAGCAAAGUUUUCAAGAAGAUUAAAGGUAUAUUCAGAGAAAUGCUAAGUAAAAGAGGAGUUUGGGUUACAACAGGCUUAGGAAAGUAUUUCUGACAAAUAGACGAGCAAAAUGGCUUUCUCUCUCAGGCAGCCUUGAAAGAAGCUCUAAAACGAUUCCAUUUGGAAAUGCCUGAAGGGGACUUUGAAUCCUUAUGGCUUAUUCUUGAUGAUACCAAGAGUGAUAAGGUCGACUGUGGAGAAUUUACUCGUGCCAUAUUUGGAGAAAUGAAUGAAUAUAGGAAAGCAUUUGUAAGAAAAGCUUAUAUGAAAUUAGAUUUCAACAAAACUGGGAGUGUGCCUAUGGUAGAUGUCAGAAAAUGUUACUGUGCAAAGAAACAUCCUCUAGUAUUGGUGGGUGAAACUGUAGAGGAAGAAAUUAAAUCGUCAUUUCUAGAAGCAUUAGGAGAGUCCUGCAGCAACCCUAAUGAAGUGUCCUAUUCUGAGUUUGAAGAUUACUAUGAAGGACUAAGUUUUGGAAUUGUGGGAGAUGAUGAUUUUGUUAAUAUCUUAAAGAAUUCAUGGGGAAUUUAGAG
Molecule: messenger RNA, 1909 nt
Organism: Ficedula albicollis (Collared flycatcher)
Lineage: Eukaryota; Metazoa; Chordata; Aves; Passeriformes; Muscicapidae
Gene: CAPS2
Product: calcyphosine 2
Source: RefSeq, a predicted model, not a curated record